GCGCAGAUGCGGCCGGCACCAUGGUCGCCGCGUCCGGGCCUGCAGGGAUCCUAGCGGGACGCCCUUCGGGUUCUCAGGCCCCGGCCGGGUCCCAGCCGCAGAACGGCGCACCCCUCGCCACGCCGCCCGAGAAGGACGACGCCGGCGCCCGACACCGCUCCGACCUCUACGUCAGGCCCAGCUGGACCGAUGCCGCGCUCGCGCUCGACCAGCUCGAGAAGGGCAAGGCGGAGGGUCAGAGGUCGGCGGUGUGGAUCAGGGCCCGGCUGCAGGACCAACUGAGCCAGCUCGGCUACUUUCUCCAGAGGCACGCCGGCAAGGUCCUCUUCGUGGCGAUACUCGCCCUCGCCACCUUCUGCGUCGCCCUAAAGUCGGCCCAAGUGCACAGCAAGGUCGAGCAGCUCUGGGUACAAGAAGGCGGAAGGCUGCAGAGGGAGCUGACGUACGCCUCGGAGGCCCUGGGCGAGGCCGCCGCGUCGACGCACCAGCUCGUCAUCCAGACGCCGAGGCACUCCGGGGCGAACAUCCUGCAUCCCGCCGCCCUGAAGGAACACUUGGCGGUCCUCAAGGCGGCCACCGAGGUCACCGUGCACCUGUUCGAGAUCACGUGGAGGCUAAAGGACAUGUGUUACGCGCCGAGCAUACCCAACUUCGACAUGCACUACAUCGACCAGAUCUUCGAUAAUAUCAUCCCCUGCGCCAUUAUCACUCCACUGGACUGCUUCUGGGAGGGCAGCAAACUCCUGGGCCCCGAAUAUCCUGUACAUAUGCCCGGGGGCCAGACCAACAAGCCGGUCCAGUGGACCAACCUGAACCCUUCCGGGAUGCUGGAGGAGAUGAAGAAGAUGUCGUUCGCCUUCCCCUUCAAGACUCUGGAGGAUUACAUGAAGCGGGCCGGCAUAACGAAUGGAUACCAGAGCAAGCCUUGCCUGGACCCCACCGACCCGGAUUGCCCCGAGACCGCUCCCAACAAAAAGUCCCAGCAGAUUCCAGAUGUGGGAGCCGAGCUGACCGGAGGGUGUUACGGAUUCGCCGCCAAGUACAUGCACUGGCCGGAAGAGCUCGUGGUCGGCGGUGCCAAGCACAACAAGACGGGCCACCUAACCAGGGCCGCGGCCCUGCAGACCGUAGUGCAGCUCAUGGGCGAGAGAGAGCUGUACGACUUCUGGGCGAACACGUACAAGGUGCACCACAUAGACUGGUCCCAGGAGAAGGCAUCCGUAGUCCUGGAGACGUGGCAACGGGCUUUUAGCAACCAGGUCAGGAGGCAGCUCAACGGGAACGGGUCCGCUCCGUACAAUCUGUACGCUUUCAGCACGACCACCAUGAACGACAUCCUCGGGAAGUACAGCGAGGUCUCGCUAAUGAAGAUCGCCAUUGGGUGCGCGUUGAUGCUGCUGUACGCGGGCAUAGCUCUGCUCAGAUGGAAGGACCCCGUGCGUUCUCAAUCCGGCGUGGGAAUAGCCGGAGUGAUGUUGGUGUGCGCAACCGUGGCUGCCGGGCUGGGAUUCUGCGCGCUGUUGGGGAUCCCCUUCAACGCCGCGACGACUCAGAUCGUACCGUUCCUGGCGCUGGGAUUGGGGGUGCACGAUAUGUUCCUCUUGACCCACACCUACGCCGAGUUGUCCGUGAACGAGGUGCCGAGUUGUGAGCAGACCGGCGUGGUCCUGAAGCGAACGGGUCUCUCGGUUCUUCUAACGGGACUCAGUAACGUGUCGGCCUUCUUCGCGGCGGCGAUAAUCCCGAUCCCGGCGCUCAGGGUCUUUUCCCUCCAGGCCGGGAUCCUGAUUCUCUUUAACCUGGCGGCGAUGCUGCUGGUCUUCCCCGCGAUGGUCAGCUUGGACCUGAGGAGACGCAGGUCGGGUCGCUCGGAUGUUUUCUGCUGCUGCCUCCCAGCGGUGACCGGCAACAAGACCCACUGUGGGCGGAGGAGCAACGGCACGGCCAAGCACACGGUCACCAGGGCGAUUCCGCCCGAAAGGAGAGAGACUUGUACGCAGAUAUUGACUCCUCAGAACCAUCGAAACGAGCCGUGGAUCGGAGGCAACGCGAUCGACGUCGAGUCCGAGAAACCGUGCACCGAGGAGGACACUCUGACCGGAUGCAGCCAGGACGAUUGUCUCAGUUUCUCCCUCACUCAGCUGGCGGCUAGACAUUAUGCUCCCUUCGUGACCAGACCGGCUACCAAGGUCUUCGGCAUGAUGCUACUUGCCGGGGUCCUGGGUGGGAGCAUCUGGCUCGCUAUGAAGGUGGACGACGGCUUGGAGCUGACGGAUCUGGUGCCCCAGAACUCCGACGAACACGCCUUCUUGGCCGCUCAGGCCAAACACUUCGGCUUCUACAACAUGUUCGCCGUGACCGGCAGGGAUUUCGAGUACCCCAACAACCAGAGACUCUUGUAUGAGUAUCACGACGCUUUCAUGAGAGUCAAGAACGUUAUUAAGAACGACGACGGAGGGCUUCCAGAGUUCUGGCUGGGUCUCUUCAGGGACUGGCUCAAAGGCCUCCAGGGCGCCUUCGACAGGGACUACCGAAACGGGUGCAUCACCCAGGAACGGUGGUUCAGGAACGCCAGCGACGAGGCCAUCCUUGCGUACAAGCUGCUCGUGCAAACCGGACACGUGGACAACCCCAUAGACAAGACUCUGGUCACUCAGGUGAGACUGGUCGACGCAGAGGGCAUCAUCAAUCCCAAGGCCUUCUACAAUUAUCUCAGCGCCUGGGCGUCCAACGACGCCCUCGCCUAUGGAGCCUGCCAGGCCAACUUGCGACCGGAACCUAGACAGUGGUUCUACACCAACGAUCACGAGCUCAAGAUCCCGAAGAGCAUGCCUCUCACCUACGCGCAGAUGCCGUUCUAUCUGCACAGGCUGACGGAGACCAGGGACAUUACCGAGCUGAUCGGUAGCGUCCGGAACCUCUGCAGGAAGUUCGAGGAACGCGGCCUGCCGAACUUCCCCUCGGGCAUUCCUUUUCUCUUCUGGGAGCAGUACAUGGACCUGAGGAGCUGUCUCGGCAUUGCCCUCUUGGCUGCCCUGGGAGCCAGCGUGGCCGUGGUCGGAAUAUUAUUGUUAAACCUUUGGGCAGCUUUGUUGGUCGGCACUGCGCUAGCUGGAGUCGUUCUCCAAUUAUUGGGUAUCAUGGGACUCUGCGGUAUCAGGCUCAGCGCGGUACCAGCUGUUCUGCUGGUAGUGAGCGUUGGAAUUGCCGUGCACUUCACCGUCCACAUCUGUUUGAGCUUCGUAACGAGCAUCGGAAGCAGAGAUCGGCGGAUCCGACUGGCCUUGGAGCACAUGUACGCCCCCGUGAUCCAUGGGGCCUUGACAACCUUGCUGGCCGUGGUGAUGUUAGCCUUCUCCGAGUUCGAAUUCAUCGUCCGCUACUUCUUCCUGGUCCUCCUCUGUCUGAUUGGUGUCGGCCUGGUAAACGGCCUCUUCUUCUUUCCGAUUCUGCUUUCGUUGAUCGGUCCCUCGCCCGAGGUGAUCCCGAAUGAGCAUCCAGAUCGGAUAUCCACCCCGACGCCACCGGCUUCUCCCAUCGUCAGGAGGUCCAAGCCUCCUGCUCCGCCCAGAAGGUCUCACAAAAUCGAGAGCGCCAGAUUGCACGCCGAACCGUCCUUGACGACCAUCACGGAGGAGCCCAAUUCCUGGCACAGCACUCAGGAGUCCUGCAUCAUCGUCCAGCCAGAAGUGAAGGUGGAGACAACCUCGACUUGCGGAAACCAGAACUGUAGCGGAUCGGACUCGAGUGGGUCUAGUCGGACAUCGCCGGUACCGUCCGCAUCGCACAUCACCACUAAGGUCACUGCCACCGCUAAUAUUAAGGUCGAGGUCCACACUCCGCUCACCAUAGGUGGAGUGGAUCGUGGUGAGAAGUGCCGGCACUCCAGCUCGAGCAACAGGAGGAGUUCGCGCUGCAGUACGAGCGUUAACACGGGGGAGUCUUCCGGGUCCAGUUCUGAGCCGGAUUCUGACUCGACCUCUAACUCAACCAACAAGCACUAACGGCGAGUACCGGGACGACCGGCAGCUGCUGCUCAAGUACCACGCUAAGCGGGAACCCACAGAAGGCUGACUAGGCUAGGCUAUUUCGCGAGUCCUUUUAGGCGACUCGAUCGUUUCGUUACGUCGCGCGAACCCCUUAAGCCCUUGACAAAAAAAAAAAGAUACGCUGAAGUAUUACGAGACAGUGGCGUCCCCAUAGAGGUAGUUGUAGACGCCAGGUAUCGCGUGUGAACGAUUCCGCGCGAACGCGGUUUUCCGUCCGGCCCUCGGCAAAAUGGUUCAAUGUCCUUGAAGGGACGAGACCCGCACAGGGAACCGGAGUUGGAACCUAAUUUUUAGACGUGUCCUAUGCUCGGUAUAACGAUUCCUUUUUUAUAAUGUUUACAACGCGACCCAUGUUGCCUGGGAGGGCAUUUUUUAACGUGUACCAAUUGACAAAAAGUAAUCGCCCGAUUCGUAAUGGCGGGCGGUGACGCGCGUCCGGCAGAAACUCGUUGGUUCUGCUUUUUUAUACUCGUGUGGCUGUAUUAUUUUGACCGGUGUUCAAAAACGGCAAUUUUUUAGUAUUGAACGUAUACUGGCACGGUGUGUCACCGAUUGAUAUUUAAUUGAAUUAAAUGAUAACUCGUCCAAGUAUUAAUAACUUUAAUACAGCACGUUUCCGAUGGCGGUCGAUCUCGAAAGGUGCUCCAUUUCGACCUUGUACGAUUUCUCUUUAAAAUGACUGCCAGCUUCUGAGACACAGCGAUUCUUAUAGCGAAGCAUGGGCAAAUGGAUUUAAAGGAUCUGGGUAGGCAUUUCAGACGAUAAGAGACGCGCUGAAAGAUGAUUCGUUUUCUACUGGAGCCACCAUUUUACACAUUUGAAUGACUCCAUGAUGUAAAAAAAAGUAGAAUACAUUAAAUGUAUGUCAAAAGCAUUGAGAUAAUUCUAUUUGUUGUCUUUGGAGAUCUCUUGUUAAUUGUAUAUAAACACGUGUCCUUGGAAAGGUGCAAAACUAGUUCAAUUUGUUACCAAUGGCAGUAUCAGCUACGUACCUAUUCGAAGACUAUUAAUGCAUUUUUAUGAGAGCGUAGAAGGGAAGAAAAAGAAGAGACGAAGUGCCUCAAAGCAAGGCCAAGUUUCCUAAGGAAAGCAAUAAGUCGCGACCAGGGUAUUUGUUUAAUUUAUUGACGAGCAGGAUGACUGUUUACGAAACAGAGAAGGGAAUACAAAAUAAGCGGCCGAUUGUAAAAUUGGCAUGAUAUUACAAUGUUUUCUUUUUUUAAUUUUACUUAAAAAUAAGUAAGGAUUCGAGUAAUCUCCAGUGCUAGUAUUCGUUCAGUUUUAAUGUUGGAUAAUGGAGAAGCUUUUGUCAAUAGAGAGGCUGGCUCGACGACAGUAUGUUACCUACAAUAAAUCAUUAUUUGCAUAUUAUUGCGACGAUUGUGUUGUUUUAAAAGAACUGUAUCAUUGCCGUGCCAUCGAACCUACACUUGCUGCAAAAGUCAAAGGUAGAUUGGCAAAGCGAUGUUCAUUUUUACAGUUUAUUGGGAAGUAUGAAAUUUAAAUUCCUAUUUAUAGUUAUGCAUUAACGCUUGUAUGGUGCAUUGAUGCAGAGUGAAUGUGGUUCGAGUGAAAUGAGUCUCAAAUCUAUUUAUUAUUUAUUUUACUAGCCACAACUUGAUAAUUCAAGUAUUUAAUAGGGAAAGACUUUGUACAAUGUGCGUUCAAAGCAUGGUGACUUGUAAAAAUACUCAACUAUUUAUGUCGCCGUA
Messenger RNA from Orussus abietinus, 5761 nucleotides. RefSeq names its product protein patched (gene ptc). Gene Ontology annotation, molecular function: hedgehog family protein binding; hedgehog receptor activity; smoothened binding. Gene Ontology annotation, cellular component: plasma membrane. The record is from RefSeq and is a predicted model, not a curated record. Lineage: Eukaryota; Metazoa; Arthropoda; Insecta; Hymenoptera; Orussidae. The coding region runs from base 21 to 4004 and encodes 1327 amino acids. Gene Ontology annotation, biological process: smoothened signaling pathway. The transcript has 11 exons.